AUGGACUUCUACAGAGAUGCCACAUGGGUUUUGGAGUAUAUGGAGCAGCAGGAUGCCAAGGGUAGGAUCUCGGGGUCCCUCCAGACGCUCGUAUUGAAAUCGUGCAAAGUAUACAAGAUCAAGAGCAAUCCCAGGCAUAUUUAUGCUGUUUUGGAUUCAUGUUGGAAGUACAAACCGUAUCUGGAGAAAGUUAUGAAGAAGAGUGGGAUCCUAGAUGAGAUCCCAAAGCGGAAGGGAAAACCAAUGUAUACAAGACUGACGUUGUUAUUGUUAUGUCAUGAUUUAUUACUAUCCAAAUCCAUGAGAAUACAGAUGGGGAAACAUCCCAUUAAAUCGUACGUCUUACAAUUUAAGACAAGGUUAAAGGCUGAGAUGGUGAAGUUGAAGUUGAAGCUAAAAGUUCGUAAUUUGUCGGAGUUAUUCGAGAAAGAUGACUUGGAAAAUGAUGUCACACCUGUAAGAUGGAUUAGAAUCAAUCCAUUGAGAUGUCCUGAACACAAUGUUGAAUCUGUACUUUCUGAAUUGAAUAGAAAAUUCCCAAAUAGAGUAGAUCGCUGGCAAGAUAUUAAAGCUGGGACAAUAUACUAUGAUGAAUAUGUUCCUCAUUUGUUCGGUAUCCAUCCACACGAUAAGAUUACAUCUCAUGAACUGUAUAAACGUGGGAAGGUCAUCAUUCAGGACCGUGCCUCAUGUUUCCCUGCUACAAUUUUAAACGCAACAGCCAAGGAUGUCAUAAUUGAUGCAUGUGCUGCUCCCGGUAACAAGACUACUCAUGUAGCAUCAUAUAUGUUUGGCGGAGAAGAUAUCAAGUCUAUGCCGCAUGAUGUUAAACCUCAAAUUUUUGCAUUUGAAAAGGAUCCAGAUAGAGCCAAGAUCUUGCAGACAAUGAUCAAAGUAGCUGGAUGUUCUCAGAACAUACAAGUCAAUGUCGGAGAUUUCACGAAAUUGGCAACUCCAACUGCGUUCAAGGGUGUUACAGGGUUGAUUGUAGAUCCAAGUUGUUCCGGAAGUGGUAUCUUUGGUAGAAAAUAUGUCGAUUCCUUGAAUCGUAAAAAAGCUCAAUCAGAACAGAACAAUAAAUCCAGUAAUGACCUUGAUGACGAUGCUAUCCCCAAAGAACAAGAAGAUGAAGAAGGAGAUGAUGAUGAAGAAGUUGGUGAAAAUGGUAUGCCAAAACACGUUUCCAAGAAGGAUGCUUUGGAGAGAAGACUUUCUAAAUUAUCAUCAUUUCAAUUCCAAGUCGUCAAGCACGCAAUGAGUUUUCCACAUGCUACUAAGAUCGUUUAUAGUACAUGUUCUAUUCAUGCUGAAGAAAAUGAACGUGUGGUGAUUGAUUUGUUGAUGGAUAAGAAAGUUCAAGAACAAGGCUGGACUGUUAGUAAAAGAGACUCUGUUAUACCGGCAUGGCCUCGUAGAGGUCUUGUUUCUGAAUUUCAAGAAGUAUUUACGGAUGAUCAAGAGAAAUGUGAACAGAUGGCAGGUGGUUGUAUUAGGGCUUUACCAAGAGAAGAUGGUGGUAUUGGUUUCUUUGCUGUGAGUUUCGAGAGAACUUUAUAG
Maudiozyma barnettii is the source of this 1557-nucleotide messenger RNA. RefSeq names its product rRNA (cytosine-C5-)-methyltransferase RCM1 (gene RCM1). Lineage: Eukaryota; Fungi; Ascomycota; Saccharomycetes; Saccharomycetales; Saccharomycetaceae. The transcript has a single exon. The coding region runs from base 1 to 1557 and encodes 518 amino acids. Gene Ontology annotation, biological process: rRNA base methylation. The record is from RefSeq and is a predicted model, not a curated record. Gene Ontology annotation, molecular function: methyltransferase activity. Gene Ontology annotation, cellular component: nucleolus.